This is a messenger RNA of Spirodela intermedia, 2091 nucleotides long. The record is from the annotation of a GenBank genome assembly. NCBI's taxonomy places the organism in Eukaryota, Viridiplantae, Streptophyta, Magnoliopsida, Alismatales, Araceae.
AUGGGAGGGUAUCUGAGCUCGUGGAACAAGAGCGAUCCCGCGGCCACAGGGAUGGCGCUCGAGAAAGCGAAGGAGAUCGUAUCGAACGACCCCGUCGUCGUCUUCAGGUCCGCCUCUACCCCCCCCAUCUCUCUCCCCUAGGGUUUACUUGCGGCUGCUGAACUCUCUCUCUCCAUUCAUCUCCUGCCUUCGGACGGGCCGGGCUUGUCUUCCUGGCCUCAGCAGUAGCUUCCGGGCGCCUCGUGUGAGGGCGCGUUGCCUUGCUCAGUCGCAAUGGAAAUCAAAGAUCACGAUACGAGGGAUUGCGGUUUACAGUCUGCAAUCCCGAGCUGUGUGGAGUUUCCUUUUCUGGAUCAGGAAUUUAGAAAACCCUAGAUCGCAUAAUCGUUGGAAGAAAGACAUAGAGGAAAGAUCCGAUUCAAUAAUCUCUAGUUUGUGUGUAUUGGAAACAAGGCUGUAGUAGAAACCCGCUUCAUGGGAGUUAUCGGGACUUCUGCUCGAUUCGGCAGAUCGUUGACUUUAAUUCCGACGAGCAAAAUCCGAAAGAGUUGACUUCCCCAGGGAGACCAUGAUCAGUACUUGCUGAUAAUCACCCAAGAGAAGCUCACCCGACCCUAAUCUCUGAGUCUCUAGCCUUCUAAUUAUUCCAAAAAACAUCUCAUCCUGUCAACCGAUUAAUCUAGAGAACUUUUUUUUUUCCUAAAUUUUCAAGAUUGCCUUGAUUAUCUUCAACCCGAGUCGCAACUUAGGGACACUUUCUCUCUCUUCAGUGCCCAGAAGAGCUUUGCUAUGAAUGCCCCCAUGCUAGAUAGAAAGAGUUGUUGAGGAGUAGCAAUCUUUGUACCACAGAAACAGUUCACAUCUGUUGGUUUAGCUCAUGGUUGGGUCCCUGCAUUUCCUUCAACUGCUUCUAUUUUUAGCCUGCUUUGACUUCCAUCGCAACACUACAAUUUUGACCUAAUCUUCAUGGGAUCCUAUGAUCCAUACAGAGCUUGACUUUGCCAUCAUUCCUGCCUUGCUAUAAUUUCUCCAGAAGUCAAUUCUCCCCAUCCAUGCUGAAAUUUCUAUUUCUAGUUAGGAUUUUUGGGUCAUCUAUCUAAGAAUCCUUCAAGAAUUAGUGGAAUCAUUUUUAUUAUAACUUAAUGCGCAACCCUACAUGUGUGAGCUGACUUUGGGUGUCUUCGAUUGGUCACCAUAACCGCCAUCAGUUCUGAUACCAUGUUAGAAUUAUCUGGUCAACUCUGUCAAAAACCGAUUAAAAAAAAAGAAAAACAGAAAAAAAAAGAUGGAUCUCAUCUUUAUAUAACCAGAGAUCGAACAUUCUUGACGGCCCUGAUUGAUGCGUCUCUGGUGUUCUACAGCAAGUCGUACUGCCCCUACUGCACACGCGUUAAGAAGCUGCUGAGACAGUUGGGAGCAAGCUACAAGGUCGUCGAAUUGGAUGCAGAAAGUAAGCUUCUUUUUUUUUUUUCUUAAACCCUUUUCCAUUUUUGGCAAGCAAACAUCGCUGGCGGAAAUGAGCAUCGGUUCUGGGGAUCGCUAUGGCUGCUGAGCUCCUGACAUUUCUUCCAAUCUCCAAAAAUUUUUGUCCUUUUUUCUGUCUUUUUGGGUAAUUAUUUUCUGAUGGUUGACUUUGUGGGUGAAAAAUAUCUGGCACCAACUAUCCUCAGCUCCUUUCUUGUUCAAUCUUUCUAUCUAUAUCAUCCUGGGUUGCAUCAAACACGUUGAAACAUUGACCAAGGACUGGCUGAAUGUGUAUAAGCCGGGUCUUCCAUGCGUUGACCAUGACCCACUCUCAUAUAACCUCUUUUCAGGCGACGGGUCCCACAUACAGUCGGCCCUGGCGGAGUGGACUGGGCAGCGGACUGUUCCCAAUGUGUUCAUCGGCGGGAACCACAUCGGCGGCUGCGACAGUGAGACCGCUCGACCCACCCAAUUUUCCAAUGCUCCCACCUUGUUGGAGACCGCGCCUGAUCCUGUGAUCUUCUCCUCCUUCCUCUGUCAUUGGCAGCUGUGACGGAGAUCCACAGGGGCGGGAAGCUGGUGCCUCUUCUCUCACAGGCAGGAGCCCUCGCCGGCCCAGCUGCAUAG